CCUAUUUCAUGGAAGGAAUUUGCCAACAUCCACCCUUUUGUGCCCCUGGAUCAAGCUCAAGGGUAUCAGCAGCUUUUCAAGGAUUUAGAGAAGGACCUAUGUGAGAUUACUGGCUAUGACAAAAUCUCCUUCCAACCAAACAGUGGAGCCCAAGGAGAGUACGCAGGUUUGGCUGCAAUCAAAGCUUAUUUAAAUGCAAAAGGAGAACGUCAUAGAACUGUUUGCCUUAUUCCUAAAUCUGCUCAUGGUACAAAUCCAGCAAGUGCACAAAUGGCAGGGAUGAAGAUUCAGCCAAUUGAAGUGGAUAAAAAUGGGAGCAUUGAUAUCUCCCAUUUAAAAGCAAUGGUGGACAAGCACAAAGAGAACUUGGCAGCCAUCAUGAUCACGUACCCUUCCACCAACGGUGUGUUUGAAGAGGAGAUUGGAGAUGUGUGUGACCUGAUUCACAAACAUGGAGGCCAGGUUUACUUAGAUGGAGCAAAUAUGAAUGCCCAGGUCGGUCUGUGUCGUCCUGGAGAUUACGGCUCUGAUGUCUCUCACUUAAACCUUCACAAAACUUUUUGCAUUCCCCAUGGAGGAGGAGGACCUGGAAUGGGACCAAUUGGAGUGAAGAAACAUUUGGCUCCCUACUUGCCUACCCACCCUGUCAUCAAAAUACAGCUGGAUAAGGAUGCACGUCCUUUGGGUACUGUCAGUGCUGCACCUUGGGGUUCCAGUGCUAUAUUGCCAAUUUCAUGGGUGUAUAUCAAGACAAUGGGAGCAAAGGGUCUGAAACAUGCUUCUGAGAUUGCUAUACUGAAUGCAAACUACAUGGCAAAGAGGCUAGAGAAGCACUACAAAAUCCUUUUCAGAGGAGCACGAGGUUAUGUAGCCCAUGAAUUCAUUUUGGAUACGAGACCUUUCAAAAAAUCAGCAAACAUCGAAGCUGUAGAUCUUGCUAAGAGACUUCAGGAUUACGGUUUUCAUGCACCAACCAUGUCCUGGCCAGUGGCAGGGACGCUUAUGAUUGAACCAACGGAGUCUGAAGACAAGGCAGAGCUGGACAGAUUUUGUGAUGCAAUGAUCGGUAUUCGGCAGGAAAUCGCUGAAAUAGAGGAGGGCAGGAUGGACCCCCAAAUUAACCCACUAAAGAUGUCACCACAUACUCUGAACUGUGUCACUUCCUCCAAGUGGGAUCGUCCUUAUUCCAGAGAAGUGGCAGCAUUCCCACUGCCAUUUGUGAAGCCUGAAAGCAAGUUUUGGCCCACAAUUGCUCGCAUUGAUGACAUAUAUGGAGAUCAACAUCUGGUUUGUACCUGCCCACCAAUGGAAGCCUACGAAUCUCCCUUUUCUGAACAGAAGAGAGCAUCUUCGUAAGACUGCUUCCAGCUGCUGGGAUGUCUGAGUCCAUCAGGAUGGCCUUUUCCUCCCAGACCUGAUAGGGGAUUUAUAUACUGUGUAUAUUUUGGAUAAUCACCAUGUUUGUUAAUUGAAUCACUGCUCAGUUAAAAUGUAAAUACAAUCAAUACGUUAGGUGUAAACAAAAUGUGAUUGUUCCACAGCAGUUGAUGUUGAAGUUGCCUUGAUUCAGCAUUUUGUCUGUUCUGUCCUAAAGUUUUAACAAUUAACACGCGGUUUGCAAAGUGGCAUGGAAGACACGGUUAAAAAAAGUAGAAAAGAUGCAGAUGCAUAAGGCAAUAGUAAUGAAUAUUAACUGCAGGAGUAAUUGUUUAUAUUUUAUAAAAAAAGAUGAAGUAGAUUGUUUAAUUUACUUCACGUAUUACCACUAGCAUUGCUAGUGUUAAUAUUUCAUACUGGUUUUUUUACCUACCAAUGUUAGUACUCUAAUAAAAUUGGUAAGAAUUUUAAGUGU
Molecule: messenger RNA, 1852 nt
Organism: Fulmarus glacialis (Northern fulmar)
Lineage: Eukaryota; Metazoa; Chordata; Aves; Procellariiformes; Procellariidae
Product: glycine dehydrogenase (decarboxylating), mitochondrial
Exons: 11
Biological process (GO): glycine decarboxylation via glycine cleavage system
Cellular component (GO): mitochondrion; glycine cleavage complex
Molecular function (GO): glycine dehydrogenase (decarboxylating) activity; glycine binding; pyridoxal phosphate binding
Source: RefSeq, a predicted model, not a curated record